AUGACUUAGAAUCUUGUUCUAAUCCUGGCCCUUUGUGCCUUUAGUACUAUUGCUAAUGCUAACCUAGCAGGCACAGCAGCUGCAGUUGACAUUGGAGUGGUCAACUAAGUCAAGAACUGGGCCAUGCCUACUGUCCUAAACAUUAUUAAUAACUAUGAUGUUGGAAAAAUUGAAUUCUCAGAAGGAUAAGUUGACAAUAUCAAGAUCAAUCUUGCCAUCCAAGAUCUUAACUCAAUUAAUGUUGGAUUCGUUGGUGCCAGCAACUCAAUCAGCUGCCACGCUCAAGACAUUUCUGGAGAGAUGAGUGGAAGCUAUAAAUUCAAGUUUUUAUUCCUCUCAACCAGCGGAAACUUCAAGGUUAGAAUUGAUGAUGGUGGUGCCACUAUUAACAUGUUGGUUCCUCUUCUCAGUCAAACCAUCAAUGGAAAGAAAAUUCCAGCUGUAGGAAUCAACAACUUCAACUUGAACAUUGACAGCUCAAAGAUUCACAUUGACUUGAGCGGAAGCAUCAUUGCCGACAUCGCUGAUGCCUUCGUUUCACUCUUCAAGAGCCUCAUCUUGGGAAAGAUCAAUGGAAUCAUCAAUGAUGACAUUCCACCCAUUAUCAAGGAUAAGAUCAAUGGUAUUGUUGCUGAUACUAAUGGUAUUGCUUCAUUCUACAAGGAACUUGCUCUUGACUUCACAUUUGUCACUGAUCCAAUCAUCACUGAUAACAACAUGGCUCUAUUCUUGAAUGCUACUAUCUACAAUUCAACCAGUGGAUACAAGAUUCCAGGUGAACAAGCAGAGGAUAUCCAGGUCCUACCUUCAGUUGCCAAUUCAGUUCAAAUGUCUCUUUCUCACUACACAGCUGACUCCUUCUUGAUGGCGAUUCAUGAAGAAAAUCUCCUAUAAUACACUGUUGAUGGAGUUAGUUUCCCAUCAAUAGCUGAGGAACUCACCACUACUUAUCUAGAUGGACUUCUUCCAGGCCUUGUUUAGAAAUAUGGAGAUAACAUUCCAGUUCAAAUUGCCCUUAUUGCUAAGACUGCUCCUAGAUCAUUAUUCCAAAAGGAUGCUCUUGGAGUUAUCAUUGACUUAGAUCUGACUUUUAUAGUGAAGAACGAAGUUGCAAUUGUAGUUACACUCUAUGAUUUCAUUUCAAGAGUCGAUCUUAAACUUACAGGUGCUAACCUUACCGCUCAACUUUUGUCCAUCAAGAUAGAUCAUGCUACAGCUACUGAUUCUAAGAUUGGAGAUUUCAAUGCUCAAGACUUCAAGGACUUCUUGAAUGUAAGCAGCAGAAUUGUAAUUCCAUUUAUCAACAACCUGCUCCUUGAGAAAGCUUUCACCCUUCCAUCAUCAUUCUUCGGUGUUGUGCAAGUCAACUCAGCUCAAUUCCAAAGUUUUGAUAAUUAUCUUGCUAUCAGCAUUGUUCCUCAAUUUAUUUGA
This is a messenger RNA of Stylonychia lemnae, 1431 nucleotides long. NCBI's taxonomy places the organism in Eukaryota, Ciliophora, Spirotrichea, Sporadotrichida, Oxytrichidae. The record is from the annotation of a GenBank genome assembly.